Argentina anserina (silverweed cinquefoil) is the source of this 1283-nucleotide messenger RNA. RefSeq names its product single myb histone 4-like. Gene Ontology annotation, biological process: nucleosome assembly. Bases 128 to 1105 code for a protein of 325 amino acids. The record is from RefSeq and is a predicted model, not a curated record. Gene Ontology annotation, cellular component: nucleosome. NCBI's taxonomy places the organism in Eukaryota, Viridiplantae, Streptophyta, Magnoliopsida, Rosales, Rosaceae. The transcript is spliced from 6 exons. Gene Ontology annotation, molecular function: double-stranded telomeric DNA binding.
UUCAACCAACCCUCGCUUUUCACUUUUUUGGCCAAACUAUACACUCAGUCGCGGCAGUCGUACAGUUGAGUCCGGCGCCGAAGACUCAAACACAGAGAGGGAGAGAGAGACACACACACAAGAAGAGAUGGGAAAUCCGAAGCAAAAAUGGACGUCGGAGGAAGAAGAGGCGCUCCGUGCCGGCGUCAGAAAGCACGGCACCGGAAAGUGGAAGGACAUCCAGAAAGACCCUGAGUUCAACACCUUCCUCUCUUCUCGCUCCAAUAUUGAUCUCAAGGACAAAUGGCGGAAUAUGUCUGUUAGUGGCGGUGCUGGAGUGCCUAGAGAAAAAGCAAAGAUGAGACCGAGAGAUACUCCUGUUACACUUUUCUCCAACCCCACCCCGCAGACAUCUGCAGCUGCUCCUGUUAAACGUGAGCCGGCUGCAGCUAUUCUCAAACGUGAGUCGUCAGCAGCUCCUGUCAAACGCAAGAUUGUCAAAGGCGAGCCGGCAGAUGAUUCUCCAACAGAAGCAAAAACUGAAGCAAAAACAUCUAAAGUGUACGAUGCACUGAUUUUUGAAGCACUAGAAAGUUCAACAAAUCCAAAUGGAUUGGAGACUGGUGCUAUUGCUAACUUUAUUGAGCAAAGGUAUAUUUUGGAGAAAAAGAAUGAGGUGCCCCAAAAUUUUAGAAGGUCAUUGAGCUCAAAAUUAAGACAGCUGGUUUCACAAGAAAAAAUUGAAAAGUUUCAAAAUGGCUUUAAGAUAAAAAGUGACUCGUCAGGCCAGACAAAAGCAUCACUGCCCCCGAAACAUAAGGAUCCACCACCAGCCCCAAACGCCCCAAAACAGAAUGACACAACACUGGCCUUAAAACAGAAUGAUGUUCAACCCACGCAAUUGCAGAGUCCUGCUGAUGUAAUUCCUUAUGAAACAGUUGAGGAAGCAGCAGUGGCUGCUGCCUACAAGAUUGCUGAUGCCGAAAACAAAUCAUUUGUGGCUGCGGAAGCAGUGAAAGAGUCGGAGAGGGUUUCACAGAUGUUCGAAGACACAAAUUCAGUGCUCCAGUUGGCAGACGAGUUCCUUAAAAAAUGUUUGCAAGGUGAAGUUCUUCUGAUCGGGUAACAUCUGAAUGGAUAUGCCAUCCAAUUAGAAAAUGACGCCUGUGAUUAGAGUAUUUGUAAAGUUUGUGAUAGUUUCAUUUGCUCCUGAGGUACAAUUGAGCAAAUACUUUUGCUGCCAUUUUUCUAUUAAGGAUAAUGAUAUGGAAAUUACUACUGAUUGAUCUGUCUGUCAGCAUGGA